AAUUGAUCUGAAAUGGAGCUGACUGCAUCCAGCUGUGUCUCAAUGUUUGUCUACAUCUUCACCUUCUUGCUUGGACUUCCCAGCAACCUUCUCGUUCUUUUCGUGUACAUCCGUAAGGCUCGAAAACACGGUGCCACUCCCAAUGUAGUCUACGCCCUUAACCUAUGUGUGGCAAAUCUCGCUCUAGUGUUGUGGAUGCCAGUCAAAGUAGCCGAGACGGUGCUCCAGGGUUGGGCGCUUCCAGCUGAGGUUUGUCCUGUUUACAGCUUCUUCCUGUUCUUCUCAGUCUACGGUAGCAGUCUGAUCCUCACAGCAGUCGUCGUGGGCCGUUACCUGAGUAUCGCCUUCCCCAUAACUUACAAGCUCUACCGCAGGGCCCGUACUUCGUGCCUGGUGUGCGCCAUCUUGUGGGCUUUAGUGCUCUUACACUUGGGUUUUGCUUAUCUUGCUGAAGGAGGGGGACAUUUUGUGUCUUUAUCAGAGCAUAAUGUCUCCGCAUGCUAUGAAAACUUCACCCAGGAGCAGUUGGAAGUGCUGGUGCCGUUACGCCUAGAGAUGGCGCUGCUGCUCUUCCUUCUGCCGCUUGUUUUGUCAGCAUUCUGCACGCUGCGAUGCCUUGUGCUUGUCAGACACUCUUCUUUGCCCUCUGGUGGGAAAAGAAGGGUAUUAGCCAUUGCACUCUCCACAUUAGUAGUGUUUGUGGUCUGUUAUGGACCCUACAAUGUUUCCCACGUGGUGGGCUUUGUCUUGUACACUAAUGUGGGGUGGAGAAGUGAAGCCAUGCUUUCGAGCUCCUGCAAUGUGUUUCUAGAGCCCGUGGUUAUGUUGAUGCUUUCGCCGUGGACGCCGAGGGAUUUGGUGGACAGACUUUGCUGUAAGCGAAGGGAUGCAUCAUGCAAGUUGUGGCAUCAGCAUUACUGCAGUAGGGCUUCCAGGAACCCUCAAACAACAACUACACAGGCUGCGUCAAUAAUAAGCCAUGGAGAAUCUAAAGAUGACAAAGCAAGAGCAAACAAAGCAGACCCGUCCAUAAAGGUGACCUGAUAAAGGUACACUCAUGGAACAAGUUUUACAGGCCUCAGAUCUGGAUCAGAAAAAAACAAAACAAAACAAUGGUCAUCUAUUUUUACAUUACACAAUAACCGUGGACAAAAGCCCAUGUGACAGUUUGCGGUUUGCAAUUAGAUACAUACCAGGAAAAUGUGAGAAGUAAGAAACAUUCAUGUUUAAAGUUAGUAUUUAAAAUGAGAAGGAAGCCUAAGCCAUAACCUGAAGAGUCUUGGUGAGUAUAAUCUAUUCAGAUGUUUUUGAAGAUAUGUUGGACUGGAAUAAACCCGUUUAAUUAUUUAUUGUGUUGAAAGUCUAUAAAAACAGAGCAGUGAUAACAGUCAAAUUUGAAUUUAGUUGCCAUUAGUUGUCAUUUUUAUAUAUGCAUCAGAGCAUUAUAUUUAAUUAUAAAUUAAAAGUGAAUCUGAAGGAUGCUACUUAUUGUUUGCGGUUUUAUACACUCCUUACUUGUAUCGGAAACCAAAAACUUUAUACCUAAACCUGAUCAUACAAAGAUCCAAAAGAACAUUUUAAUUUAUCUAGUUUGAUUUAUAUUUUUGUUUGCACAUUCAAUUGAUUUGUAUUAUCAAGUACAUCAUUUUUUCAGAAAGCUCUUGGCAGUUUGAUCCCAGCAGAUAUAAUAUAAUAAUUGGUUACACUUUACAAUUAGGUUUCAUUAAUCAACAUUUAUUAGUCUUACUUAAUGUUAAUUUCAACAUUUACUAAUACAUUAUGGAAAUCAAAUGUUGUAUUUGUUAAA
Messenger RNA from Megalobrama amblycephala (Wuchang bream), 1807 nucleotides. Its product is annotated as free fatty acid receptor 3. Gene Ontology annotation, cellular component: plasma membrane. Gene Ontology annotation, biological process: positive regulation of calcium ion transport; response to fatty acid; G protein-coupled receptor signaling pathway. Lineage: Eukaryota; Metazoa; Chordata; Actinopteri; Cypriniformes; Xenocyprididae. The coding region runs from base 13 to 1044 and encodes 343 amino acids. The record is from RefSeq and is a predicted model, not a curated record. The transcript has 2 exons. Gene Ontology annotation, molecular function: bioactive lipid receptor activity.